AUGCGAAUGUUAUACGCGGUGGGCGGCGCACGAGUCGGUUCGUCCGGCGGCGUCUACCGGAAUCGUCUGCGAUGGUCGUCGACGGUGCAGUUGGCUGACAGUCGGCUGAGACGCGCGGAUUACGUGACGAGAGGACGAGACGAAGCGGACCACGGGCGCACAGGAUCGGCGGCACCGGUGUUAUAUACGCUCCGGCCGGCCGUCGCGCGACUGUUGGAAACGCGUUAG
Molecule: messenger RNA, 228 nt
Organism: Macrosiphum euphorbiae (potato aphid)
Lineage: Eukaryota; Metazoa; Arthropoda; Insecta; Hemiptera; Aphididae
Source: the annotation of a GenBank genome assembly